AUGCUGGCUCGGGGGCCGCUGCCGGGGGCGCUGCAGUUCUCUCCAGCGCCCCCACGAGGCCUCGGGCUGCAUCGCUCCUCCUGGCGGCACAGACUGUCUUCGCAAAGCCGUUCGCCCAAUCUCAGCAAGUGGUUCUCUUUGCGAGUGCGGCUAGAAGAGACUGGAGAGAUUUACCGGCUGUCCGGCUGCCACGGCGACACCACCGUGCGGGAGCUGAAGGAGGAGUUAGAUCUGAUGGCCGGGAUUCCUUUCCACUUCCAACGCAUCUUGUACCUGGAUCAAGGAAUUUUGAUGGACGAUUCCACAUUAGGGUUCCAUGAUGUUGUUCCUGGUGGAAUUCUUUCAAUGUGUAUUUGGCAUCAGGAUGGAUGGCAAGAACUUGUUUUGGCUGCAAUGGAAGGGGACGCUAGUAAGCUAUCUUGUCUAGGUGUUACUGAAGACUCUCUCUACAGAACUCCGCAUUCUACACUUUUAAGAGCAGAGAAAUAUAAGGAAUGGAUAGCUGACAGAGCUUUUAUAGCUUUGUAUGUUGCAGCACAUAAAGGCCAUACUGAAGCUGUACGUUUUCUCCUAGAAAAUGGUGCUAGUUGUUUGGCCAAAACACCAGUAGGAAGAACUGCUCUUCAUGUUGCUGCAGCCAUGGGACAUGUCAGCUGUAUAAAUCUACUUCUUGAUUAUGGUGCAGCUCUAAAUGUGAAGGACUUAAAGGGAGAAACGCCAAUCGAAAUAGCACGCCGCCUGAAGCGUAAGCAGAGCAUCCAGGCAUUCUGCAUCUAUCAGAUGAAGCUGAGAACAUCAAAACUUGGAUCUUCCCAUUCAAAUCCUCAUCGUUCAGCUCCACUGCUCUUCUCAAAAGGGCAACAUAUAAAAUCUUGA
Molecule: messenger RNA, 876 nt
Organism: Vombatus ursinus (common wombat)
Lineage: Eukaryota; Metazoa; Chordata; Mammalia; Diprotodontia; Vombatidae
Gene: ANKRD60
Product: ankyrin repeat domain 60
Exons: 4
Coding region: 1-876 (291 amino acids)
Molecular function (GO): protein binding
Source: RefSeq, a predicted model, not a curated record